Molecule: messenger RNA, 363 nt
Organism: Tetrahymena thermophila SB210
Lineage: Eukaryota; Ciliophora; Oligohymenophorea; Hymenostomatida; Tetrahymenidae
Product: transmembrane protein, putative
Exons: 1
Source: RefSeq, a predicted model, not a curated record
AUGAGAUUCUUCGCCAUCACUUUACUUGCUGUAAUUGCUAUUUCUUCUGUUAGUGCCUAAUCUUAACCUGAUAUUGAAGUAGAAUAUAAGACUAUUGAUUGUUUGUAAAAUAAUGAAACAUAUUGCUAGAAUACAGACAAGGAUUGCUUAACUGAAUAAACUAAAAUUGUAGAAUGUGAAAUGAUAUGUGUAGAAGAUAAUCCUUCUUCUAAAAAUGAUGUUUUGAGCUGUAUUAAUUUUAAGUGUACUUCCACCAAUAAAAAUAUCUAAGCUUGGUAAAAAGCUAUUAACGCUUGCCUUAACUCUAACAUUACCUCUUUCGUUUUAGUUUUUGCUAUUGCUCUUUUUGCUCUCUUAUUCUGA